UGAGGUCAGGCUUUAGUUUCUACUCUAAAUAGCUGAAUGUUAAUAAUAGGAGACAGCGUAUAAAGGAUACGCUUUAUUAACAUGUCAUAGUGAGUGCGUACACACCUGUUCAGACGUUGACUUGCUGACUUGUCAGUGAGUUUAAUGAAGUUUUUGCUUUGUCUUAAAGUAUUUUCAUAUGGCUGAAACUUGCGCUCAGAACGAAAACACGCAGUAAUCUGUGAGAUUAGGCGCUGCCGCCGCCACUGUAGUAGUUGCGGCACAAGAAGCGCUGGAGGAGACGAGCUCCGUGUCAUAGGCUUGACAAGACCAACCUGUUUUUGUGCACUCGUGUAGGAAACCAGAUUAUUAAUGACUGACUCACUGCGACGCAGUGUCCUUUUACGCAAACACGCGGCAGGUUGAAGGGUUCAGGCUUUAUUGUGCGUUUGGAACCGUUUCCUGUGGCAGACAGAAACUGUAACUGUAAUGAGCCCCGGGCGCAGUGCGCUCCGGCUGAACAAUGACGCAGCUCCCAGUCUUUUGUUGUGUACAUGUUUGUUAUUGUCAUGUGUCACGUUAUUUCUAAAUAUAAUCACGCUGAGCUGUGCAAUGGUUGUUUUCCCUUCCUGACCAGUAAUUGAGCGGAUUUGGUAAUAAUUUUAUGUUAUGGCGCCCAGUGGCAUCACCUUGACAACAGUGACCAUUAACAAAUGAGUGAUGAGUCAUAUACUUAGGCAAAUAAAAGCUUCUAGUAAAAAUAUGUUUACAGAUGAAAAUAUGGCGGCUGAGAGAGCAAGGCCUUUCCGUCGCGUUGGGAGUCUCAUGCGGAGCAAAUCUGAAGGGACACUAAUCGAUUUGUGUGAUGGUGCCUCAACUGACCAAGUGAAUGGUGGGUUUGUGGCACAAAUCGCACAGGCCUCAGCGUGGCCUCCUCUGCAGCCAGAAGACGCUCAUGCGACGCAGUCUAAAAAUCCCUUUUGGAAGAAUCUAUCAGGAUCCAAUCCGUUCCUAGACGAUAUCGUUCACAGUAGCAAAGAUAACAGUAAUUCAAACUCUUCAAACGUAAAGCCAGCGAACGAAAAGCAUUCGGAUUCAAACAACGAUGACGUCAUCAGCACAUCGUCAGACGAAGGAAACGUGGGGAACUUUUUGGAAAGCAAACACAAAGUCACCAACAGAUCUGGGAGAUGGAGGAGCGCUUCCGACAUCUUGGAUGACCUGGAUCAGAAGGUCCUAAAACAGGAGAACAGCUUAAAGCCGCCUGGGCAGGUACUGCACCCAGACUUUGAAUGGCUGAAGAAUGACAGGGAGGCCUAUAAGAUGGCCUGGCUGAGCCACAGGCAGCUCACCCGUUCCUGCCUGGACUUGAAUCUGAUGAGCCAGAGUCCGGGCUGGGCUCAGACUCAGGCCACUGACUUCCAGGUCAUCUCCAGGAUCGGCCACGGCGGAGGCACGGUACAGCUGCCGGACUCAGACGUUCAGAUCCAUAUCCCGGAAAGUCACGUUCCUCCGGGGGAAACCCAGGAAGUUACACUAAAAGCGAUGCUGGACCCUCCUCCCGGACUCAAUAACAACUACAGGACAACCCUCAGCCCUCUUCUGGAGGUAAACCUCAGCAACAUUAACACAAAGGAGCGCAUCACAUUGCAAAUGAAGCUGUCUGGAGAGGUGAGGGCUGACCCUUUGAGCCAGGGAUCCACCAGAGUGUUUGGGCUGGUGUCCAACAAAAGAGAGGGUCCCUAUGUCAAAGUCAACGACUGUUGCAUUGACAAGAACGUGAUGCGGAUGAAGCUCCAGGACCUGAAGACGCAUUUCUACGUGAUUGCAGUGGCCGAGGCCUCUGCGAUUCAGGCCCCUGCCACGUCAGUGUGGGAGUACCUUCACCGUCGAAUCACCGUGGCCGUUUAUGGACCCAGGUACAUCCAUCCGUCAUUCAAAGCUGUGAUAGUGGUCUGCUGCCACGAGGACGUGCCCACAAAGCUCCCGUUUUCCGACAUCUGCAGAGGCAACAAACACCUGCCUCCGCUCGUGUUGCAGCUUUGGGGAAAACGCACGUUUCAGCCGGAUAAAGUGAACGACCUGCGCAUCAGCGUGAGCGUCGCGGACUCUGUGUUCAAACCCAAACCCGGGGACACGCUAAAGGAAGUGAGGCAGAGUCAACUUAAGAUAGGAACGGUCUUGCACCUGCCGGUUGCACUGUGCUGCUCUAGGAAUUCUGAAAUGACUCCGUUCGAGUUAGACGUGCAGGUGACGGAGUCCAGCACCGAGGCGCUCACACAUUUCCAGGUGUCGUCCCCUCCCGCCGCCCCCAUGAGGGCGGAAAAACGGGCAUCCCGGAAGGCCGAGAAGCGGGCGGACGCGCCCAGAGCGUCGCCCAUUCCCGAGGAGAGGGCGACGGACCCGCCCGGGUGCGAGGACAGGCCCGUGGCCCUGCAGUGGUACGGGGUGGCGCUCAAGUCGGUCCUGCGGCAGCCGCGCGUGGACUACCUGCUGGAGUACUUCAAGGGGGACACGGUGGCCCUGCUCUCCAGAGAGACCGUCCGCUCGGUGGGCAACUCCAAGGCAAAGGAGUGGUACAUCGGAUUCCUCCGAGGCCGGAUCGGCCUGGUCCACUGCAAGAACGUCAAGCUCAUCACCAGAGACCAAGUGAUUGACCUCGCCGGCGUCGAAAUGACCACGUCCGUGCUCCUGGACAACAUGGCGCUGCCCUUCAAGAAGCUCACCUACAUGUACUCCGCCACCCAGUCGCUGGUCACGGAGCACGUAAGCAGCUGGAGGGCCUUCGCCGACGCCCUGGGCUACGACGAGGCCACGCUGGACGUCUUCACCAGGAGGCGCGUGGACACGGACGCCGACAAGGUGGCCUGCGUCCUGCAGAGGCUGAAGGAGGACUGUCACACCGGGAAGAGCAGGAAGAAGUUCCUGCACGAGCUGAUGGUGGCUCUGCUGAAGAUGGACGCCGUGAAGCUCGUUGCCCAGCUGAUCCAGAACACCGUCAUCCUGUCCACCGCCGUGGAGCUCGGGGUCCGGUGGCGGGAGCUCGCCGAGAAGAUGGGGAAGCUGUCCAGCGCUCAGGCGGCUGCAUACGAGGCUCCGCACCGAGGGAAGAACGGCGAGGUCGGCCCGCAGUCUAUGUGGAAGCCGGCCUAUGACUUCCUGUACGCCUGGAGCCUGCGCUACGGGGACAGCUACAGGGAUCUGAUCCAGGACCUGCACUUGGCUCUGGACAAAAUGAAGAACCCCGCCACCAGAGAGUGGAGGCAGCUGACGGGAGCCCUCAUCACCGCAAACUGCCUCGACAUCUUUCGAGCCUCUGCCCACCUGAAGCCCUAAACACACCCGUCACCAGGGAUGCUCCGACACACAGAGGUUCAUAUAAAUGUGGCCCAUUCAGAAACUAAGCUGAUUUCCAGAGCCACUCGCAGUGAGUGCUCAGACAUCGUUUGGCGAGAGCUGGAUGUUUGCACAAGGUUUGAGCUGUGAAGGACGCACUUCAUCUUGUAAACAGAACGCGGUGACGUAUCGCUCGUUACUUCAGAUCCUGUAUGUCUGUGCCAAGUGUCAAAAGGCCUUACGACCUUUAUUUUGGUAGGAUAUUUCCAGUUCAACGUGCUACUUAAACAUGAAUCUGAAUUAGUUACAAACUCACUCACUGGUUAUCAAUGAACUCAGUUACUAUGUGGAAGCUGUUAUUUCUCUGGUUCUUUCCAUUCUUCUAUUACAGUAUAAUCAAACUGACGUCAUCCUAACAGGUCUGCCGCGUGUCUCUGUCUUAGUAUUUUGGAUCUAUUCCAAUUAACAAUGCUGCAUUAGUAUUACAUACAAGCGUGCCUCAUGCAGGUGGGUUUUCGCAGCUGGUUGGAGUCAUGUGUAAGAUUUAUGAAGCCAACAGGUCAAAUGUAAAUAAAUUGUAUUACUACAGGUCCUACUAUGUCUGACAAUAAAUGUGAACACUGUUACUAACUGAUAUUUAAACAGGAAAACUGAUACUUGAUUUGAGUUUAUGAGUCAGUGCCAGUAAACAAACAGUUAAGAUGUCACAAACUGUUCUUUAGUUUUAUGUUUUGCUUUUUAUACUGAACACUAAUUUUUUUUUAGAUACAGUACGCACAAUUUGGCUUAUUUUAUGUAUUGUCAUUUUUUUAUAUGAAUUGUAAUCAGUUGCCAAAUGGAAGCCGGGUGACUACAUGUGAUAUCUUUAAUUUUGAAGAUAAUAAAGUUAAUAAAGCUGUCAUUCAGUGCAGGA
Betta splendens (Siamese fighting fish) is the source of this 4228-nucleotide messenger RNA. RefSeq names its product MET transcriptional regulator MACC1 (gene macc1). The transcript is spliced from 4 exons. NCBI's taxonomy places the organism in Eukaryota, Metazoa, Chordata, Actinopteri, Anabantiformes, Osphronemidae. The record is from RefSeq and is a predicted model, not a curated record. The coding region runs from base 700 to 3315 and encodes 871 amino acids. Gene Ontology annotation, cellular component: cytoplasm.